Acipenser ruthenus (sterlet) is the source of this 5681-nucleotide messenger RNA. RefSeq names its product glucocorticoid receptor. The record is from RefSeq and is a predicted model, not a curated record. The transcript is spliced from 10 exons. Gene Ontology annotation, biological process: regulation of DNA-templated transcription; nuclear receptor-mediated glucocorticoid signaling pathway. The coding region runs from base 594 to 2912 and encodes 772 amino acids. Gene Ontology annotation, cellular component: nucleus. NCBI's taxonomy places the organism in Eukaryota, Metazoa, Chordata, Actinopteri, Acipenseriformes, Acipenseridae. Gene Ontology annotation, molecular function: sequence-specific DNA binding; steroid binding; nuclear glucocorticoid receptor activity.
CCAUAUCUUACAAAAAAAACAUCAUUUGCCUGCGUUUGAAUCAUAGACAGUUCACACUUGCAUAACGAGUUCGCAGCAAUCAAUCAAAUAAAGGAGAGAAACGAAGCAGGCUCGAGUUUGUCAGGAGGCUUUUAUUUUCCUUCUGAGUGGGGCGUGUACUCCGUUCAGCAAGCGACAACUCUCAAAAAUAUUUUGGCAGCGUGCAUUUAUUAUAGGACCGAAUUUGUCAAAACAACUUUUGAAGUGAAAAAAAAGUACUUUUGAAGGAGGUAUAUAUCUAUCUCUAUCUCUAUAUGUAUUAUAUAUAUAAUUAACAUUCAGUACUGACACUCUAAACGAGACCGACUGGUGAUUUUUUGUGAUAUACCCGUGGCCACUGCAGCCUUCCUUACCAGCUGAGAACCGUAAACCUAUUUUCGUCUUCGUUCUUGUGCACAUAUGCAGCGGCAAUGCUACGGAUACUAAUUUGACAACUCGUUUGGAGUGACUUGAUCUCGCGUUUUCUGCUGAAUGGUGUUGAAGAAAUGGCCUAGAAUCGCCCCGUGUCAGAAAUUAAAUAAAAAAAAAAGAUAUGAUUGCACCCGUGGAAACUAAUGGAUGAGAGAGUACAGAGUUUUAAUGGAGACGAGAGUCUGAAACUUGCAAGGUUUUGUGACCGAGGAGGAGAUACAGCCUCCAGGGGUGGAGUAAGCACAAUGUCAACUUCCACAGAAUCCACAGUGGCUCAAGCAAGCACCAGUCUACACACAGUUGCCAGUGACAUUUCAAAUGGAGUAGGUAGCCAUGCCCCCCAGAGGGAGCUUAUGACAGCCGUUUCUACCUCCAUGGGGCUUUACAUGGAGUACACAGAUUCAAAAGUGCUAGGGAGUAACUUGGGAAUUCAGCAGCCGCAGACCCCAGGCAGUUUAACUUUAGGGGAAACCAACUUCACUCUAUUGGAAGAGAGCAUUGCAAACCUAAACAGGUCCUCCGGCGGUAUCGAUUCACUGAGCGCUGGAUCUGACCCGUUUACGUUGAAAUCUGAGGAUUAUUUGCCCAUGGAUAAGAGUGUUCUGGCUCUAGACCAGGAUUCCUUUGCACAGGUUGGGAAAGACUCCAGUGUCAGCCCAAGGUUCUUUAAUGAUGACCAAAACACGCUUGACCUCUUGCAGGAGUAUGAUUUGCCCGUCUCUCCGAAAGGAGAGAUGAACGGGAGCCCUUGGAACUUAAAUGCUUUCUAUGGCGAGGACGAUGACUCUUUGCUUUCCCCGCUGGUCACAGAGGACCCCUUUCUUGCGGAUAUAACUAAAGACACCAAACCAACAAUAAUAAACAACAGUAGCUUAAUAACUAAUAACAAAAACGGCGGGGAUCAACAGCUACUUAAUCCCCCUGUCCCCACUAUAAAAUUGGAGAAAGAGAGCUUCAUCGAGUUGUCCACACCUGGAGUAGUAAAGCAGGAGAAUGCAAGCAGGAGCUACUGUCAGAUGAGCGGCUCUUCAUCUGACAUGUCAAGCCCUCUUACUGUCCCCAUUUCUGUUUGUGGGGUCAGCACCUCUGGCGGACAGACAUACCACUAUGGAGUGAGUGCCUCUCAGGCUGUGAAUUUACAGCAGCAGGAUCAGAAGCCUGUUUUUAAUAUGUACCCACCUCUCACUACGGUGGUUGAUGGGUGGAAUAGGAGCCAAGGAUUUGGGGAAGCUACUGUGAGUCAGACGGGGAAUGAAACCUUUUCCAUCCAGGGUUUGCCUAAUCCCAACUACCUAAGUCCUACGAGUCGGCAAGAUUCUGGUUCUUCUGCGGCAGCCUCCACCAAGUCUACUCACAAGACCUGUCUUGUGUGCUCGGAUGAAGCUUCUGGGUGCCAUUAUGGGGUCCUUACAUGUGGGAGCUGCAAAGUGUUUUUUAAAAGGGCAGUAGAAGGAUGGAGGGCUCGGCAAAACAUGGAUGGACAACACAAUUAUUUGUGUGCUGGGAGAAAUGACUGCAUCAUCGACAAGAUUCGCAGGAAAAACUGUCCUGCGUGCCGGUUUCGGAAGUGUCUGCAGGCGGGGAUGAACUUAGAAGCACGGAAAACAAAGAAGCUCAACAAAUUGAAGGGAAUUCAGGCGCCCGUUGAGCAAGCAACACCGCUACCAGAUGAGCGGUCACAGGCGCUGGUCCCCAAAUCGAUGCCACAGCUAACGCCAACCAUGCUGUCACUCUUGGAGGCCAUCGAGCCAGAAAUUAUCUACUCGGGAUACGACAGCACCAUACCUGACACGUCCACGCGCCUUAUGAGCACACUGAACAGGCUAGGGGGAAGACAAGUGGUAGCUGCAGUAAAGUGGGCAAAGUCAUUACCAGGGUUUAGAAGCCUGCACCUUGAUGAUCAGAUGACCCUGCUGCAGUGUUCCUGGCUGUUUCUCAUGUCUUUUAGUCUGGGUUGGAGAUCCUACAAGCAGUCUAAUGGAAGCAUGUUGUGCUUUGCACCAGACCUAGUCAUAAACGACGAGAGAAUGAAGCUCCCUUACAUGUUUGAACAGUGUGAACAAAUGCUGAAGAUUUCAAACGAGUUAGUACGACUUCAGCUUUCAUAUGAUGAAUACCUCUGCAUGAAGGUUCUGUUGCUGCUCAGUUCAGUUCCUAAAGAGGGUCUGAAGAGCCAAGGUGUCUUUGAUGAGAUCCGCAUGACCUACAUCAAGGAGCUUGGAAAAGCCAUCGUCAAGAGAGAGGAAAACUCCAGUCAAAAUUGGCAGAGGUUUUAUCAGCUGACAAAACUCCUAGACUCAAUGCAUGAAUUGGUUGGUGGACUUUUAAAUUUCUGCUUCUACACGUUUGUGAACAAAUCACUCAGUGUGGAGUUUCCUGAGAUGUUGGCUGAAAUGAUCAGCAACCAGUUACCAAAAUUCAAAGCCGGGAGUGUCAAGUCACUUCUUUUUCAUCAAAAAUGACUGCCUUACAACAUGAAAAAUUGCCUUAAAUGAUCUGUGCUUGUUGUUUCUAUCCCUCUGACUGUCAUGCUUGGAGUAUAAUGCUCAAUUGAUUGUUUAGGCACAGUAUGCACUACAUGCGGUUCACAGAUGUCAGCUUGGGUGCUAAGGAUGCUGGCAGAUCACCACUUGGAAAAAAUAAUAAUUCAUUAGAUGGUGAUUUUGCUUUUAAACUGCUGGAAUGUUUAAUUGGCCAGAAAAAAAAGAAAACAUUGUACUUUUUUUUUCAAGAAUAUUUUGUAUAGUUAAACUACAGUAUAAGAUUUGAAUUUAUGCAUGCAAACUGAUAGAAGUUUACAAUUGUAUAUCAGAAAAGGGAAAAGCUGUGCCUUUUAUUUUUAAAAGCUUUUGCCGUCCUGAUUUUCGCCAUUUUUGUAACAGUCCACUGUCAGUAUGUUGCACACAGAAGGUUAUGCUUGCUUUCCUUAUUUGUAUGUAUUUUUUUUUAUAUUACUUGCACUUUUUGUGAUGAUUAACCUUUUGUUUUAAAGCCAUCUUGGUUUCUUUUGAAGUGGGGCAGCUGGAGAUCUGAAAUAAGUGAUCGUUACGCAUUAGAUGUGAGAGAGGUUGUUUUUCCCUUGCUGCUUUGGUAUGUUUCGUUUCCCCAUGUUUGAUCCCCCACCAGCACCCUGAUUUUUGCAGAUCCCAUCAUUGCAUUGUAUUCUAUAUCCAUGUGUCUAAAAAAAAGUUUUGAUCUCCUCUUCAUUGCACAACACAUGCUUGAUGAUAAAUUAAGCAAAAAUCAUUGCGUGUUGGGUGAUUUUAAAGCUGAUUUUAAAUUUCAUUGUUGAUGCACCGGCUCAGUGCUGUCUAGGCUGGCAGUUCUUUUAUUUUUUACGUCAUUGUUUUUUUUUCGCAUGCUGUCAAAGUUUUGUAAUUCUCAGGCAUCUGUUUUCUCUUCCCCACCUCUAAGGCAAUGUUUCCUUUUAUAAAUAUAUCUUAUCCAGCACUGCUUUAUUACCAAGCAGCUCCAUGUUGGCUUAUUUGUUAUUGUCACUGAGACACACAUGUUUAUUCCAGUUAAGCCUGAUUCCCUUACUGUUUAAUUGGUAAUUUUGUUGAAUGUCAGUCCAUUUUUAGACAUUGAAUGAAGGGGGAUAUAUAAAAUAAAAAAUACAUACAGCAAUUGUGAUGCUGUGAUAUAUCAAUUGCAGUAUAGUGUUACUGUUAGUAUAUUAAUAAGUAUUUUAAGUAUCUUAUGAAAGCAAUUUACAUCCAUUACUUAAGCGUAUAAUGAAUGUUAGUGAAAGUUCUCUUAAGAUCAAACUGGGGGAAACAAGUAUGAAGCUUAUUAAUAUCAAAGAGCAGACAAAUGAUUCUAGCCUGUUGUUUUAAAGUGUGCUGCCUAUCUUACUGGCAUGUCAUCAGUGUAUUCUUACAGCCAGCUGCAACAAGUUAGCAGACAGGUCUGUCUGUACAAUCAGCAUGGGAUUUUCCACCGUUUUUCACACAUUGUGCUUGCUCAAGUUCUAUAUUGGAGAAGAGAUGAGCGUUCAAGUCCUCUGUUGUUGAUGGUUUGCUAGAUUAAUUUCUGUAAUAAAUACUGGGGUCCGGUUUGGUUUGGACCUGUCGCAUCUCAUCCCUCCUGUUUCAAAUCUCGAGUGCCAUACAGUUUGUUACUUUUUUUUAAUUUAAUGUAAGUCAGAAACUGUGCUUGUCUUAACAGACUGCUUUUGUUAAAAACUCUGAAGGCUGCAGAACCCCCUUCAGCCUUUAAAUAACGCUUACAAAACAAUAAGGCAGUCAUGUGAUCAAAAGGUAUGGUAAUCCGCUUUGCAAAACAGAUUAUAUUAUAUUCAUUUCAACAGUUUGGACUCUUGUUGCACCAGCUUACAGACGUUUGCAGUAUAGACGUUCUUAAUCACAUCACAGUCGUGAAAAGCAUAAUAUACAAAAUAAAAUGAUAACCAGCAUGUUUCCAUGUUUAUUCACAGUGUAUUUUCCAUACGUUUUUAUAUAAAUUACUAGCUCUGCAAUGUGCUAGAGGGGACUCUGCAGCUUUACACAGCAUAAAGAUAAAUGAAUGUAUGAUACGAUUGUACAGUGUAAAGCUGAAUGUAAUUAUUUUUUAUUGAACUUUUUCAGAAAAAAUAUAUAUAUAUUAUAAACCAGAUAUAUUCUGUAAACAGCAGAUGUAGUUGUACAUAAAUUAGAGAGAGUAACUGAAAAAUAAAUCUACAGGCAAAAGUAAUACUUUUGUUUCAAUUCAAAUAAGUCAGAUGAAUAUGUUUUAUAGAAUGGUAGAAUGCUGUUUUUAACAAGUUUCAGCAUGAGAACUAAACCUACAUGCAAUACCCUUUAAAAAUAAAUAUUUAUUAAACAUAAAUAUAUGUUACAUUCCUGUUCAGUAUUUCUUUUAACUUUACCACUGAAACUAGUAAUUUGCUGCAAGCCUUUAUGCAGAUCAUGUUGGGCGUUGCAAGAGGAAACUUACCAUGGCUCAGAGUCACCAAGAGUUCUGUUAAGAGGAAUGUUGAGGUGGAAUUCUCUUUGGGAUAAAAGGCAUUGUUCUGUGUGAGAAUGAAGAAUGUAAGCUAUUGCAGUUAUUUAUGUCAGAAUUAGAGAACAUACCAACAAUAUGCCCCUUGAUAAUUUCCUCAGAUUUACCCCCAAAAUAAUCAUACCAUGUUACCAAGAAAUGCAUUCACGGUAACUUUCACAUGCAGUAGGCAUAGGCUGAUUUUUAUAUAUAUAUAUAUAUAUAUAUAUAUAUAUAUAUAUAUAUAUAUA